GGGCGGGACCCACAGAGUGAGGCGGAGGUGGGUCGGCUAGACCGGCACAGACGGUGAAGGAGCUGGAUACCGACUGGGACUGAGCCGAUAGACCCAGGUUCUGAUCUUUGGUACUACAGGAGCUGCUCUUCAAGCCCACUCUGCUCCUGGAUCUAUGGAUUCUCCAUCUAGCAUUUCUUCUUAUUCCUCCUCCUCUCUCUCCCCGUCAUUUUCCACGUCCCCUGUGAACAGUGACUUUAGCUUCCCUUCUGAUAAUGAGAGAGAGGGCAAGGAUACCCGUGAGCUUAGGCCAGACACUGUGGGUCAGAGAGGAGGUUCCAGGCCCAGUCCAGGCCCUAUCCGCUGCAGACAUCGACCCAGGAUUUCUAGUAACCAACAUACAGCAUCUCAUCUGGAACAGCAAGGAUCUGAAGUCAAAAGAUCAAGAGACGGUGAAUUGGAGACAAGUCUAAACAUGCAGGGAUGUACUACAGAGGGAGACCUGCUCUUUGCUCAAAAGUGUAAAGAACUCCAAGGGUUCAUACGGCCUCUCACAGACCUACUGAAUGGACUAAAAAUGGGUCGCUUUGACAGAGGAUUAAGUAGCUUCCAACAGAGUGUGGCCAUGGACCGGAUCCAGCGUAUAGUGGGUGUCUUACAGAAGCCUCAGAUGGGAGAGCGUUAUCUAGGAACCUUGCUGCAAGUGGAAGGGAUGUUAAAGACUUGGUUUCCUAAUAUAGCUGCCCAGAAGUCAUCCUCAGGAGGCAGCAGGCAUCAGAUAAGCAAGCACUUUCCCAGCCACCACAGUGAUUCGGGUGCUUCUUCUCCUGCACCUCUCAUAGAGAAGAUGGGCCAAACACAGCUGGGACAUUUAGUUUUGAAACCAAAGCAGCCUUGGCAUCUCACAGGAUGGCCGGCUAUGAACCUCACCUGGAUUCAUAACACUCCAAUUUGUAACCCUCCCCUCAGUUCCCAAGGCUCCACCUCUGGCCACAGUCCCAUGGGCACUGGAGCCAGCAUUGGUGUCAUCCUUGUCCUCCAGAAAGGAGGACAGCCCUUCACCCAUUCUGCCCCAGGCACUCCGAUCCCACCAACUACACUGUCUCCUGUCAUCCCCGGUGAUCUGAAGAAACUGUCUGGAGAGGAGCCUCGCUGCCACAGUUUGCCAGUAACACUGCCAUCAGACUGGAGUUGCAUCCUUUGUCCAUCUGUCCUACCUACCACAGACAGAGAGAUGACUAAAGGACACCCAGCGCCACAGAUGCUUAGCCGUCCUCCACUUACUCCUGAUCCUCAGCUCUAACUCAGGCUUUUCAACUGUCCCGAGUCCCAGUUUGUAUGAAUAUAUGUUUAUGUACUUUUUUUUUACUUUUAAUGUAUUUGUGGUGAGGAAAAAUAAAUCCUUUCUGAUUAAAGGCAUUUUUUU
This is a messenger RNA of Grammomys surdaster, 1405 nucleotides long. It is a transcript of the gene Ciart, whose product is annotated as circadian associated repressor of transcription. Gene Ontology annotation, molecular function: RNA polymerase II cis-regulatory region sequence-specific DNA binding. Bases 155 to 1282 code for a protein of 375 amino acids. The transcript has 6 exons. NCBI's taxonomy places the organism in Eukaryota, Metazoa, Chordata, Mammalia, Rodentia, Muridae. Gene Ontology annotation, cellular component: nucleus. Gene Ontology annotation, biological process: circadian regulation of gene expression; negative regulation of DNA-templated transcription. The record is from RefSeq and is a predicted model, not a curated record.